Megalopta genalis is the source of this 479-nucleotide messenger RNA. NCBI's taxonomy places the organism in Eukaryota, Metazoa, Arthropoda, Insecta, Hymenoptera, Halictidae. The record is from RefSeq and is a predicted model, not a curated record.
AUGGAAUAUUUAGCUAUAGGGGAUUCUUUUCGUACGAUUGCGUUUAAUUAUCGGUUAGGACAUUCAACUGGACGAAGUAUAGUCCUAGAAAUGCAAUCAAUAAACAAACAUAUAAAGGUGCCAUUCGUCAUCUUGGGUGAUGAAGCAUUUAAGAAAAAGUAUUUAAUGCGGCCAUACCCAGACUCACAAAUCGUUGGAGUUAUAGAGAAACGAAUAUUCAAUUAUCGAUUGAGCCGAGGAAGACGGCACAUAACCAGACAUUUAGAAUCUAUCACAGGAAUCUAAAAAUAGAACAUAAUGCUGCGAGUAAAGUUUUUAUGGCGACAUGCAUUGUGCACAAUAUCAUAAGAAAUUGUGUGAUAUUCAGUAACCCAGAAGACUUUGGGAAACAGCUAUAGAUAAUUUACCAGCAAUUGGUGGAAGUUCCAACAUUGAUUCGUUCGAUGCUACAGAUAAAUUCAAUAAUUUUUUUAAUUCGC